AUGUCGUUGUUGUCCACGCCCCGGCCAAAAAAUACGCCCAUCUCUCCUCCGUGGUGGAAAUCACCGCCGCCGUCGUCGACGUCCACUCCUCUUCCCAAAACAGAGUCUUCACCGAGCACGCACGGUUCCUGGUCCUUGCCGAACGGACCUUCUCCCACUUCGGUAGUGCCCGGCGGAUCGUGUGUCAUCCUCAGCGGAGAUCACGUCACCAAAUACAGCAAACUAUACAAGACCGAGAUUCGCCGUCAACUAAGGGGGCUACACCAAGCCAUACAGAACAUCCAAGUCCUCUCCAAACUCUACGAUGGUUCGCACAAGAACCGCGCCCCUUUCAGUUUCCGCGAAACACUAGGGAAAAUCUUCGACACGGAAACCUUUACCGCUAGGACGUCUUCGUUGCGACAUCCAUCACCGCAAGGUGUUCAAGAAUGGCGGUAUGAGGAGUUUGCUACGGAAUUAGAAUGUCAAUUUCAACAAGGCUUUCGUUGGGAAUUGCUCAACGUGGAAGUUUUGAAUUCACCGCGGACCAUUACCUUUCUAGUCCGUGCGGUAAACGCCGAUACCGAUGUUACGUUUCUCAAUACAGCCUACGUGCAAGACGGUAUGAUUUGUCGGAUCGAGCGGCAAAGGACAAAUUACGAAAUACAGCCGUUGAUUGAGAACCUUGAAGCCUAUUUUCAACUUUUCAGCGCCGGCGAUCGAACAAAUACAGUUCCCAAGGACUUCACACGCCGCUUUGAUGCGAUCUACGACACAUCGGCAGUAUCGCUCAGCAAGCAGGGCUUGGUCUCUCGCGAUCUCAUGCACGAGUCGUGUAUCAUGUUGCUAGAGCGAGGAGCGCAGUUGGAAUUGACCGGAUACCGCGCCCACGAGAAGGGACUUUCCUAUACCGUCAAAUGCCGGGGCCAAGGUCACGCCUUUACUUCCCAGUCUUUGGCAAUCGUGGAGCAAGGACGGAUAGUCCGGGUCGAGCCCUUGAAAAAGAAGGAUACGAUGUAUAGCAAAGUAGCCAAGAAACCCGUUCCGGAAGAGUUUACCAGUACCAUGCAUGCCAUGGAAAAUUUGAAGAAGUUCUUUGGCCUGUAUCAAGGUAAACGCAAGAUUCCGACGGAAUUUCAAGGCUUGCUCGAAAUGACGUUUGAUCCCUUGCUCGCGGCUCGAGUACCGGGUAGCCAAAGCAGCACCAACGAGUCCGACAACGAUUCUACUGACGAAACUUUGGACUAUCGUGAACUCCGUGAGGAGUUCGCAGCUCACUUCAGAUCUGGUUUGACCAUGAAGAUCAUUGAAAUGGCACGCGUAGCACCCGGGCUCAUUUCGUACACUAUUCAAGCCUUUAACGCUAUAGUUGAUUUCACCUUUCGAUCCCUGGCGCAAGCGAAGGAUGGCAAGAUAGUCCGGCUGACGAGGCAAGGAACGCACUACUCCAUCUUUCCGCUCCUGAAGUCCUUUCGUGACUACGUUGCCUUGUUCGCGGAUGACAGGCUUGUUCAGGACGACUGGCAAGAACGACUUGAUGCGUUGUUCAGCAAGAACGAGAUUACUAUUGAAACGGGCGAAGAUACGAUUGAUUAUAAUCGUAUAUGUGCUUCUGUACCACAUUUUCUUGAACGACGCGGUCAGGUUCAUCUCAGAUCGUUGGAGCGACAGAAAAAGGGUGGUUUUGAGUACACCGUUACAUACGAAACGGACGAGUAUGAAGAGACGGUGAAAGCUCGUGCCGUCGUCUACCGUGGUCAGAUCGUCCGUAUUGACGUACUGGAGAACGGGUUGUUUUACGAGAACCUGUACCGGUACGGCAAAGAGGAAGAUGAAGUGGAAGGAAUUGAACCAACCGAAGAACUGACCGAAACAACUUACGAAGAGUACGAUACUGACUGUGAGCAAAGCUUGGACAGAGUUUAG
This is a messenger RNA of Phaeodactylum tricornutum CCAP 1055/1, 1905 nucleotides long. RefSeq lists its product with no specific name. The transcript has a single exon. NCBI's taxonomy places the organism in Eukaryota, Bacillariophyta, Bacillariophyceae, Surirellales, Neidiaceae. The record is from RefSeq and is a predicted model, not a curated record. The coding region runs from base 1 to 1905 and encodes 634 amino acids.